AUGUCAAACCCGUUCCACUCGGUUCCACCAGCUGAUCGGGUUUUUGUAAUUAAAUAUCAAAAUUCUAGUUGUUCCUUCUAGUGAAUCGUCGAGAGCAUUCUGAGACCAUGGAGGGUGCUCCACUGAUGAGAAAAGACGACCCACCACCUCCAUACUCUGUAGCAACUGCUCCUCAAGCCAAUACCUCGUGGCAACCACCACCUGGGUAUUAUCCGAGCUCUGGUGCUCCCUAUCAGGGCUCAUCGGUGCCGUCGUAUGGAACAACAACAACAACAACAACUGUCAUUGUGCCGGAGAUUAUACUGGUCGGAGCCUGUCCUGCUUGCAGAGUCGGAGUUCUCGAGGACGAUUACACGUGCCUAGGUAUCUUUUGCGCGAUAUUCUUCUUCCCCCUGGGAAUCCUCUGCUGUCUACUCCUGAAAAAUCGACGUUGUUCUCACUGCGGCGCGUAUUUCGGCUAAUUUUCCAGAGUAAAUCCUCUCUAAAUAAUAAUAAAAAAUGGGCAUCUAGCGAGUUGCACUCAACAACUCGAGACAAUAACCAAGAGGUCAGACUAUCAGAUUCUGCUAAUCACUCAAUCGUCUCCUGUUGUUGAGCAAUUAAUCAUGUAGCAAAGUCUCAGAACGAGAUUAGCAUAAUUCCACACCCGGUUUUCUGCGAAUAUCUCUGAAUCUGAGAGAGAUACAAAAAUUUUCGUUAAAAUCUUUUUUAUGGGGAAAAACCAGAGCUACAAAAAAGGUCGAGACGAAAAUUUUUGUAUCUCCUCCAGAUUCUGAGAUAUUCAUGAAAAACCAUAAACGUUUAGUGGUUGUAUUUGUUAUCCUUUAGAUAAAAAUUUUAUUGCAACUGAGUUGUUACAUUAGUUUUACAAAGUUUAUAAUAUCGUGAAAAACAUCUUAGGAAUUUCGAAGAUGUUGAACAAUUAUCAUGGGUGCAGGCCAAUAAUUACACUCAACAAUCAUCCGCGUAUAAUUAAAUCCAAUUCCUCGGAUAUAAGUUUCAAGGUAGUGAGACUCAUUCAAUAUAAUUUUUUUCCUCAAUAAUUAAUCGUUAUGGAUCAGGAAUUUUCACGCUCUCUUACGUCAAAUAUUUGAAUUCAUGUGGAAAUAACUGAUAUAAUAAUUGAAAUGUAAACAUUCUCCCUGUCAGAAGUGGAAAUAUUCCAUUGAUUAAUUUCAUUGCGGAAUGAAAAAAGCAGCUUAUGUCAUUUUUUAUUACAUAAAAGUUGAAUGAACGAAUGUUUAAAAAAAAUCUACAUGACUGGUAGACUGAAUGCAACUAUUGAAUCUGUACGGGGCGUACGUAAUGAAUGUGAUAAAGUAAUUUUCGUAAUCGAGAUUAGAUGGGUAAGGAGAUGAUAUUCUUUCAUUGUAUAAAUAUUUUACUGCCCAGUUAAUAAUAAUUCGUAUGAAUAUGA
Molecule: messenger RNA, 1417 nt
Organism: Diachasma alloeum
Lineage: Eukaryota; Metazoa; Arthropoda; Insecta; Hymenoptera; Braconidae
Product: brain protein I3
Exons: 3
Coding region: 108-461 (117 amino acids)
Source: RefSeq, a predicted model, not a curated record